This is a messenger RNA of Symbiodinium sp. CCMP2456, 336 nucleotides long. The record is from the annotation of a GenBank genome assembly. NCBI's taxonomy places the organism in Eukaryota, Dinophyceae, Suessiales, Symbiodiniaceae.
AUGCAGAAGUCUGGUGGCAGGCUGCCUCGAAUUGAGAUGAAGGAGCUCGGCCCUUCCUUCCAGCUCACCCUCGACCGAACGAGGGAGCCGGACAAAGAUCGGUGGAAGCAGGCCAUCAAGGUCCCCAAAGCCGCAAAGCCCAAGAAGGUCAAGAAUGUGAAGACGACCGAAAUGGGCAAGAGGAUAGGCAAGUUCCACUUAGGCAAGCAGGACUUCAAUCAGAUCCAUACCAUCCAUCACGGCGCCUCAAAGAAACGGAAGCUGACACAAGCGCUGAAACAGGGAGCCGCGAAUGCGCCCAAAGGCGACACGCCCGCGGACGCCAAAGCAGCGUGA